Magallana angulata is the source of this 1687-nucleotide messenger RNA. RefSeq lists its product as uncharacterized. The transcript is spliced from 4 exons. The record is from RefSeq and is a predicted model, not a curated record. Lineage: Eukaryota; Metazoa; Mollusca; Bivalvia; Ostreida; Ostreidae. The coding region runs from base 1 to 1572 and encodes 523 amino acids.
AUGAAUCCCAAACUACUGAUUAUCUCACUUCUUGGCUUGGCCUGCACGAUAAAUGGCCAAGGUACAGAUAGUACAAACCCCAUUGCUAAUGUACCAGCACCCUCAAAGCAACUUACUAUAUUUGAUCUACCGUCGCCUCAAGAAAUAGAAGCAGAUCAUGAUCAGAUUGCCGCUCUAAAAAGAGCAUCUGUAAAGUCAACCCAAGAUAAACAAGCUGCUAUACAAAGUCAACUGGCGGAAGAAUCGGCAAGAAACAUGGAAAUGGAAAAAGAGAUGGCAAAUCAAGCGAUGAGAAGGAGAAUAGAAAACAAUGCAAGACUGGAGGCACAAAUGCUAGAUAAUGAAAUAGGUAACGAAGCCGAUGCGAGGGCGGUAUGGGAAAACUUUCCCCCGCCGCCAGAAGCUGGAUCGACUAAGAAAUUACCAACCGGAUUGCCAAGGCCCACUGACAUGGGUGCUUUCAUCUCAAGAUCUAGUGGAACUCAGGCGGAUGGACAGAUAUCCGUGGGGAAUCUACAGGCAAUUUAUGACGAUGAAUUGAGAACAUUAAUGAGAGACUACAAUAUCUCAGCAGAAGAAAUCAAACAGAUUCUUGAACGGUAUGCACAGGGCGGAGCUGCAACAAUAACUAAAGAAAGGACUGAAAAUGGACUCCAGGAGAUUGCUAUGUUAGACCUCGAAAGCUUUAUAUCCCAAAGAACAGGUGCUUCAAUAACCUCUGUAUCGCCAAAAUCUGACCGUCUUCCGGGUGGAGUGAGUCAAGUUGAUUUCACAUCUCCACCUGUGGAUGCGAUUCAGGACUUUCUAUCAGCAGAAAAAUAUCUACAGGAACAGAUCAAAGAACUAGACGCGCAAUUCGAUGCCCUAAACACAGCCUACCAACAGGGCACUUUAACCAGACUAACCAGAAAUGAAAACGCAAUUAUAAACAGGGAGAGGAGGAGAAGAUUCAUAACUGACUUGCGAGCCAUACAGAUGGAAAUAAAAAGUAGGCCAGGCGGUGAAAAAAUGGAACCAGAAAUCCCUCUGAAAAACAGAGUAGACGAUGGAGAAUUCUUUAGAAAUGAUCCACCAGAGCCAACGGCAUUUAAAAACAUACCUCCAGAAGUUACAAGAAGAGGUGGAAGGAUUCAAAGUCCUACCCUUCGUGAGUUAGAGUUACAAAUUCAAACAUUAGAGGAGAGGCUUCAAAGAAAGGCACAAGAACGAGGACUUGGUCGUUCUGGUCUUGGAUUUAAUCCAGGCAGGAUUGGUAAUCUAAACGGACCGCUACCUCCUCGUGGGCAAUCUCCUCCGCCUACUGGUAGACCACGUCGCUUCAUGACUCCAGAGCAGCGUGCAGCACUAAGACGAGAGCUUCUAAACAUUCGUCGACGGGAGCAGUUAAUUUUUCAGCGACUCAGUCAGCUUAGGAAUAGAAAUUCCCGGCUGAUGUUACCAAAUGUAAGAGACCCCUUUAGACAACAACUAAGGCAGCGCGUAAGUUUCUCUAAUGGAAACCGACCCCAAUUAACAAGAACCUUGAGCGGGAGUGUAACUGGACAAGGUGUGCUAAGAAGACGCACAAUAUAAAAAGCUUUUUUUAACAUCCGGGAUAAAGAAAAUCAAACUACUGCAAAACGUUUUAUCAAAUCCUUUUUAUGCUCUGUAUGUGUAUUAUAUGCGCCAUCUAUAGAAGCAAAUAAAG